Molecule: messenger RNA, 357 nt
Organism: Lactuca saligna
Lineage: Eukaryota; Viridiplantae; Streptophyta; Magnoliopsida; Asterales; Asteraceae
Source: the annotation of a GenBank genome assembly
AUGGGAAUUUUGUUUUCACGGGAAGAAAAGAAAUCGAAAAAGUUAAAGAAGGUUGUUCCUACUUCACCUGAAGCAAAGAAAAAGGGUUCAAAAACCUCUAAGUCUUCAAAGAAGCAAACUGAAAAUGUUGAAGUGACAAUUGAUGAAACAAAUGUGGUUGAGCCAAUGGUGGACGAAACUCAAGAGAAUAUUAUUAUUCCUUCGAAAACUGGGAUGUUUCAAAGAAUCAUGAUGAAGUCUACUCACAAACGAAAGUCAUCAUCACAGAAGCUGAAGAAGAAAUUGAAGAAGACUCGCAAGCUUGUUUUAUCUACUGAGUCUACAGAUGAAGAUGAACGAAUCCCAGAAACUCCAUAG